Messenger RNA from Penicillium subrubescens, 867 nucleotides. RefSeq names its product PIG-F family protein. The record is from RefSeq and is a predicted model, not a curated record. Gene Ontology annotation, biological process: GPI anchor biosynthetic process. Bases 1 to 867 code for a protein of 288 amino acids. NCBI's taxonomy places the organism in Eukaryota, Fungi, Ascomycota, Eurotiomycetes, Eurotiales, Aspergillaceae. Gene Ontology annotation, cellular component: endoplasmic reticulum membrane. The transcript is spliced from 3 exons.
AUGGCCUCCGUAACUUCGCCUUCAUCCGUGAACACUCAGGGCUCACCAACUCAAGCCCCGGCCGAGAAGCCCUCCCCUCCGCCCAUCGACAUCCUCCCCUCCCAGCUCGCGCAGGCCUAUUCAUACGUGCAUCCAGCAGUCCUGCUGGGGCUAUAUGCGUACCGGUUCGAGGCACUGGUCGCUGAUCCUGUGCGGGAGCUUCUUGCGGACCUGCCAUGGCUGGCUGCCCUGCAGAUCUCCUUUGUGAUGCUAUGUCUCCCGCCGGCUGGGUCGACGUCCACUGAAGCUGGCGCUGGAGCUGAGGAGGAGAAGAAGAAGGCUCCUAAGUCACCAUCAGGCCCCCUUCGCCAUGGGAAGCCUGGGUAUCGGCGGAAGCACUCGUCGGGAAAGAGCUCUUGGGCGUGUUUUUUCGCCAAGUUGAUGCCUGCAUUCCUUUCUUUCGCUCUCACAUCUCUUCUCGCCACUCCUCUAAUCGCCGUCCUCCUCGUUCUCUUCGGUGCCCCGCUUACCACUCACAAUGCGGAGACGAUCCUCUGUGCCGCUCACAUGGCACUUUUGUCUGCAACGGGGCUGGUCUAUGUUCACGGUGUGGAAGCAUCGGUUUGGAAGGAGGUCUGGGGAAUCGCCCGACCUGUGGAUGCAGUCUGGGGUAGUGCUCUAGGUACCGGUCUAGGAGCUUGGUUCGGAGCUAUCCCGAUCCCGCUGGACUGGGACCGCCCGUGGCAAGCAUUCCCUAUUACCAUCCUCACUGGCGCGUACAUUGGAUACGCUGUGGGGUCAUUGGUCUCUCGGACACCACUCCUCUAUGGAAAGCGGAUUGAGUUUGCGCCUGAGCAAGCUGAAGAGGAGGAGAAGAAGACUAACUAG